AUGUGGAACCCAACCUUAAAACUUAUUAAUGGGUCCUUAUGGAUACUAAACCACGGUGACCAAGACAUUUACGAAUGUCCCCCAAAUAAUUUAAUUGAAUUUCAAGUUGGUAUUUGGAAAUUAGACUCUUGGGAUAUGGAAGGAUUUGAGAUUUAUGCAAAUGAUGUUUAAAUAGAAAAUUUAAAAUUGAAUUUUCCUGAUGGAACGAUGAUAUGUAGAAAUGAAAUAUGGAAAGAUUUAUUGUAGCCACUUUCAUUUAAAUUGUAAAUUGCUGGAACUGAUUUAACUAUAAAGUUAAAAGACAACAUACAAACUGAUUCUUGGCUCGAGGAUCUUUUGGACGGUUUCAAUUUGAAUGAUUUCUAGAAUCUUGGGGAUUCAGAGAUUUUAUUUUAAGGCUUGCUAUUCCAUGUGUUUAUCUUUAUAGUGAGUGUAAUUACACUGGAGCAUUAUUUUAAAUAUGUUAAGGUGAAAAUCUAAAUUACAAAACUAAAUUCCUAUUGAAAUCAAAUCAAUACUUAUGGGGCCUGGAAUAUUUAUAAAAUUGA
Paramecium octaurelia is the source of this 548-nucleotide messenger RNA. The record is from the annotation of a GenBank genome assembly. NCBI's taxonomy places the organism in Eukaryota, Ciliophora, Oligohymenophorea, Peniculida, Parameciidae.